AUGUUCCAAUCAAUAAUGCCGCGCACAAACUUUGCUAAUCUCUCCUACGAGCUCAUCUCAAAAGUCGUGGAAUUUGGGACGGGCGACGGUACCGAUGCUGCCACGGGGGCCAUUGUGCCACCGAGUGCCACCGGGUUACUCGCCGCGACCCACGUAUGUCGCAGUUGGAGAGAAGCCACCGUACACAACGCAACCCAUUGGAGGAAUAUUUGGAUGGGAAGUUUGGACUCGGUGAGAACGAUGCUGGCACGGACACUGCGAUUGCCCGUCGCCGUAGCCGGCUCGUUGUCGACGGAGGCAGACGGGAGAAAGCUGGCCGUAGUCAUGAACCAAAUAUCGCGCGUACGGUCUCUUACUCUGAAGGCUACCUCUGAGGCUUUGCGAGCGUUGGAUGGACGAAAGAGAGGGGAUGCAUUGAUCUUGGAGAGUCUUGCGAUCGAGAGGGUGGACCGCGACGAGCGCGUCGACCUGUCUUGCUUCGCGUCGCCAAAGCUGCGACACCUGGACGUGUCAAAUUUCGACUUCGAUGAGUUCCGGACGCUGCUAAGUCCCUCCAUUACCAGCCUACGAAUCGCCGGCGCCUGUGUCUCCACCACGACCGGCGAAGUGGUACAGCUUCUCCACCAUCUUCCCAACCUCGAGUCCCUCGAACUCAAGGUCAACCUGCUACCCACCGUCAAAGAGGAUGCGUUGGUCCGGACGACUUGCCUUGAAGGAUUACGUCGCGUUGACAUGGCCAUACAAAGUGUCGGGGAAGCAGAACUCCUGGCGUUUGUCUCGAUGCCACAUGUUGAGUUUAUGCGGCUCUCGAUUUUGUGCGAUGACGACUUGCAGGAGGUCAUGGAGCUGGUACGACGGCGGUUCGAGGGUGACGGUAGGACGGAAUUUGGGGGAUGCACGUUCUAUGCGCCCAACCCCACCAGCCUCCACGUGGCGUUGACACCGGACGUACCUGGACCUGAUUUCCCACCUCAGGUCGGGACGUACCUGAUCUUCGACAAUUUCGAAGAGUGGGACGAAUAUCGGGUGGUUGACGUUCUACGUAUGAAGUUCGGACCAACCCGUACUGCGGCCUGGAUAUCCGCCGUUGAGCAUCUCAGCAUACGGAAUGCUCGCGCCUACACCGAGAUAUCCACGCGAAGCUGGACGACACUCUUCAAGACCACGCCGAACAUCACGACACUUCAUAUCUCGCAUCGGGGCACGUCCGUAUUCCCGAUGGGUCUUUACUACCAGAAACCCGUCGAUGAUCUAUGGUAUAGGCGGCCGCUAUUCCCCCGGCUCGAGUCGCUCGACCUGGAAGGCGUCUGGUUCCGUUGCUCGUCUCGGCUGUCGGAGCAGGACCAAGGCGACUUUCUGGAGCGCCUGAUAAAACCCUUCAAUCGCUGCGACACUACGCAACACAUCAAAGAAUUUACCAUUCGCGAGUGUAUCAAUAUCUUCCAAGAAGAUCUCGAGCUCUUGCAGAUAGUCUCGCGCAAUGUCCAUUGGGACGGGGUGGAGAUAUUCAAGGCGAGGAAUGACACCUUUGAGGAGGGUGUGGACUUUGACCUUUACGACGAGGAUGAUGAGACAGACGGUGAGUUUGAAGAUGGGGGGCCUGAAGAAGGGGAAGUCGAAGAAGGGGAGGUUGAAGAAGGGGAAGUCGAAGAAGAGGAGCCUGAAGACGAGGAGCCUGAAGAAGGGGAGCUCGAAGAGGGGAAUACUGAUGAGGGCGUGCUUGAAGACGGGGAGCUCGAAGACGGGGAACAGUCCUUGAGCGACGAUGAACACAACGAUGAGAUUUCAGCUUCCUCCGGGCAAAAGGCUGAUGACACGCACUCGGGCGCCAGAGGUGAAGACAUCACGCCGCCCGAAUCGGCUGCUGUCCUCAAGACUAAGGAGAAGUAA
Gloeophyllum trabeum ATCC 11539 is the source of this 1890-nucleotide messenger RNA. RefSeq lists its product as uncharacterized. NCBI's taxonomy places the organism in Eukaryota, Fungi, Basidiomycota, Agaricomycetes, Gloeophyllales, Gloeophyllaceae. The record is from RefSeq and is a predicted model, not a curated record. The transcript has a single exon. The coding region runs from base 1 to 1890 and encodes 629 amino acids.